AUGGCGGAUAAUCUCCUCUCCUUGCUGAUGGGCAUUCUGACGACCCACUGGAUCGGCUUGGCUCUAGCGAGUGUCAGUCCAGCCUUUUCCGAGCAUUUCAACUGUAUCCCAUCCAUGUUUGGCUCAACUAAGAAUGUGAUAGACUAUUAUCUAUGUCUCCAGCCGUUGUGUUUAUCAUCUUUACUUCCAUCCCGUCUCCCAACUUCCUGGUCCAAAACUUGCAGCUGUUUCGAAUGUAUGGUACGCGUAUCAUUGGUAGGCUCCUUCUUUUGAUUGCCACAUACUCGUUUCCUCACGAAUUUAGGAUUACCGGAAAAUAUCCCAUGGCCGUCGAAAAGGCACUUGAGCAGUAUGGUAAGAUCGCUUUCAAGCAGUAAUAUGUAAUCAAUCUGUUUCACUGAAAAUGAAUAGGUGAUGUCGUUCGUAUCGCUCCAAACGAGAUUGUAUUCAUUGAUCCCCGCGCUGCUUCGGGUACCAAAACCCUCCGAAGAAGAAAUUUGAUCCUUCACUAUCUAACAAAAGAUGCAGACAUCUAUGGAUCACAUACUAAGCACCUGGAGCAUUUCACGAAAACUAACUUCAUCAAAAUUGGGCAAGGGGAUCAGGGCAUUGCUUGGGAGACUGAUCCCGUCAAGCAUCGUAAUAUGGUCAAGAAAAUAUCACCCGCAUUUAACAUGAAGUCUGUCAGGGCUAAAGAUCCAACGAUGCACAAGCAUAUCGAUCAUUUUGUGCAAAUUGUCAAGGAGGUUGGGAGUUCAGACGGAGGGGUUGAACUACGUGAAGUGAGUUUUGAAAUUCGUAAUUCUUUUGACUUGUACUCAUAUUUCACCUUCCAGUGGACAAAUUGGCUCGCUCUUCAUAUAUCAGCAGAGCUAGCCUUUAGUCGACACAUGCAUCAAUUAAAUCAAAGUGAGAAUUCAUAUGCCGUUCUUCCAAAGUAUUUGCAUUGCUCAUGCUCCACAGGAAAAAGCUCCCCAUUUCUAGAAGUCCUAUGGGGAAUGAAUUUCUUUUUGAAGAUUCACCAAGUCUGCCGAAAGUUUCCUCUCUUGAGUCCGAUUCAGUUUCUCUUUGCUCCGCCCUCCGCUGUAAUGAGCGAGUUAAAAGGCAGAAAAAUCACGACCAUGGAAGUCAAAAACCGAAUCAAACGCCAGGGCAAGACUGUACACUUAGAUCACUUUGAUCAAACUCUGGGUGAUAUGGAUCCUGAUUCAACCCCAAGCAAAAGGGAGCAAGAGCAUUUGGAAGUCCUUGCUGUGCAAAUGAUAGUAGCGGGCUAUGAACCGAUUUCGAGUCAGGUCUUAUGCACCAUUAUGUUCUCUUUGUUGGCACCGGAGACAUACAAACGGCUCGUUGAUGAGAUCAGAAUGGAAUUUACUAGAUAUGAGGGUAUCACACCAGAGGCUUUAGCCCCACUCGAGUACCUCAACGCUUCCUUGAUGGAGACUUUUGCGUAUGACCGUUAUCGGAGGAACCGGUCUGCCCCGUAUCAGCCCGGGUGCACAUGUGAACAGAAUUUAUGUAGAAAAAGGGGUCAGAUCCCAACAAGAUUUUACAAAAUGUCUUUAUAACUAACAUUUUCCAAAUAGGUUUAUGUACAAUACAGCCAUUUCGCAUUCACACGUAG
Molecule: messenger RNA, 1624 nt
Organism: Hymenoscyphus albidus
Lineage: Eukaryota; Fungi; Ascomycota; Leotiomycetes; Helotiales; Helotiaceae
Source: the annotation of a GenBank genome assembly